Melanotaenia boesemani (Boeseman's rainbowfish) is the source of this 1576-nucleotide messenger RNA. It is a transcript of the gene lyar, whose product is annotated as Ly1 antibody reactive homolog (mouse). Gene Ontology annotation, molecular function: DNA binding. The transcript is spliced from 8 exons. Gene Ontology annotation, cellular component: nucleolus. The record is from RefSeq and is a predicted model, not a curated record. Bases 440 to 1480 code for a protein of 346 amino acids. Gene Ontology annotation, biological process: negative regulation of transcription by RNA polymerase II; rRNA processing. Lineage: Eukaryota; Metazoa; Chordata; Actinopteri; Atheriniformes; Melanotaeniidae.
AUACUUAAGGCCACGUUGUUACACGUGCUGCGUUAAAGCACUGUUGCAUCCAACUCGGAACUAUUCUUUUGUUGGUGUUUCUCGCGGAACGGUCUUAUUGUAGCUUCCUAGUGUGGAUGUAGUUGCGUGUGUUUUGAAAAGUUUAAACGAAAACGUUUGCAUUUAGUUACGAUUUUGAAGCAAAAUAAGUUUAUUCUAGAGGCUCAGACAUUACGAUGUUUUAAUUAACACCCGCUAUUUCCAGUCAUAUGUUUAUUUAAAAAAAAAUUCCCAUCUGGUGGUAAAGUUAGAUUGUGUCAGCGGCGCGGUCCUUCUUUGCCACGAGAAGUAUACCGACUUAGGGUUGUUCAUUGCUACUUCUAUUUUUUUUUUUUUUUCAUUUUACACGUUCAACAGCAGUUGCAGGUCUCGCUGCAGAAUAAUAAGUAAAUCCUUGAAAAUGGUAUUCUUCACAUGCAAUGCGUGUGGUGAGUCCCUGAAAAAAGCUCAGGUCGAUAAACACGUGAACAUGUGCCGAGGGUGCCAGGUGCUGUCGUGCAUCGACUGUGGAAAAGACUUCUGGGGUAAUGAUUACAAAAAUCAUAUCAAAUGUAUCAGUGAAGAUCAGAAGUAUGGAGGCAAAGGCUACGAGGCUAAGGCAAAUAAAGGAGAAGUGAAACAGCAGCAGUGGAUACAGCGAGUCCACGAAGCCAUGAACAAACCUGGGGUCAGUGCCAAGCUAAAAGACGUCCUCAGACAAGUCAGUACAUAUGAUAAUGUACCGAGGAAGAAAGCCAGGUUUCAGAACUGGAUGAGAAGCAGUCUAAAAAUAGCCAACACCAGUCUACAAGAAGAAGUGUGGCACAUACUUGUUGUAGCUGACCAGGCUCCAGAGGCCACACAGCAGAGAAAAGAAGAUAAAGAGACCGUGGAUGAAGCGCAAGUGUGCACAAAUGGAACUGAAAAGCAGGACGAUGAACCAGAUGUGGAGGAAAAGAAGAAGAAGCUAAACAAACGGGAGCGUAAAGAGGCCCGCCAGCAAAAGACCGGAAAAGCUACUAAAUGUGACAAAAAAACAGGCACACAAGAGCCAGAGAAAGACCAGACAGGCAAAAAGAAGAAGGACAAAAAGAGAAAACGCAGCCAUGAAGACGAGGAACGGAACGGAAAUCAUCCUGAAAAUGAGACAUCGCUCAAAAAAGCAAAGAUUGUUGAAGCAACAAAUGAUGCUGAUAUUGUCACGUCAGAAGAGACUGAGGAUCAAGAUGUUUCUCAGGGUAAAUUCAACUGGAAGGGAAACAUCAAAGCAAUACUUAAAGAGUCACCUGAUCAGGAGCUGCUGUUGAAGAAACUCAGGAAGAAGGUUUUGGCAGCCUACUACUCUUUCACUGGCGACAACAAUUUUAAAACAGAGGAGGAAGUGUUGGCACUUUUCAACAAGAAGAUCAACAAAAAUCCCAAGUUUAGAGUUUUAAAAGAUCGAGUCAGGCUUGUCAAAUAGAUUCACUGUUUUGGCGUAAACUGUUGUUGACAACCAUUCUUGUAUGUUUUUAUACAGUUAACACAAUAUUGAAGAUUAAAUGACUUUAUGACUUAA